GUAUUCGAAUCGAAUCGAAAAACAUGGCUGCGUUGCCGUCUCCUACACAGGUAGCUGGCGAGUCUAGUUCAAUAUAUGAAGCUUAUUACAAUGUGGUUGAUCCUAAAGGGAUUGGAUCUGUUGGUGGGAUGGAAGCUGCUCGGUUUCUUAAGAAAUCCGGAUUAAGUGAUGUGAUGCUUUCAAAAAUUUGGGAUCUAUCAGAUCCUGGUGGAAGGGGUUGUUUGGAUAAAUGUGGCAUGUUUGUUGCCUUAAAAUUGGUUGCUCUAGUCCAAAAUGGAAAGGAUUUGAACAUUUCCAAUAUAUCUGUUGAUGUACCCCCACCAAAAAUGGGGGAUGUUCCUCUGCCUAAACCUAGCAAACCACCACCACCAAGAAACACACCUAGCACAUUGAUAACAUCUCUUCCUCCUUCUGCUGUUGAUUGGAUGAUUAAACCACCUGAGAGAGAAAAAUAUAACAAGCUAUUUGAUGAUUUGCAACCUACAAAUGGUUUAAUACCUGGUAAUAAGGUGAAAAAUGUACUAAUGGAAUCAAAAUUACCAUUUGAAACAUUAGGAAAAAUUUGGGACUUGGCUGAUCAAGACAAAGAUGGUAUGCUUAAUAGACAUGAGUUUGUAGUGGCAAUGCAUCUCGUUUAUAAAGCUUUAGAGAAAUACGCAAUCCCGAGCGUUCUACCACCGGAACUCAUAGAGCCAGUCAAGACAAAGCCGUCACCUCUGGUUAAAGGUUUAGAUGGUAUCAAACCAGAAAUGCCUCCGCCUCCAAUAAUGGCCCAACCUGUUUCUCUAAAUUCAUCUAUCAAGACUUCCAUUCCCAUUCAACCCACUGUCCCACCCCUUCAGUGGGUCGUCAGUGCCGAAGAAAAAGAGAAGUCCGAUGUACUUUUCAUUAAGAGCGAUGUUGACAAAGACGGUUUUGUGUCCGGUCAGGAGAUAAAAGAUGUGUUUCUGCAGUCGGGUGUACCUCAGCCUGUGCUGGCGCAUAUUUGGGCCUUGUGUGAUAUCAAGCAAAGUGGCAAGCUUAAUGACGAACAGUUUGCCUUAGCAAUGUGGUUUGUAGCAAGAUGCCUGAAAGGCAUUGAACCCCCUUCUGUUCUUGCUCCCCAAAUGGUGCCUCCAUCUUUUCGCGCCACAAAACCAUUAGACGGCCUUGUGGAAAACAAUAAUACAAGAUACUCAAAUCCAGAACUAGAUAUGAUUACCAAAGAUAUAGAGGAGUUGUCCAGAGAGAAAUUGGCUCUCGAGACGGACAUUGCCCAGAAAGAGGCCGAUUUGAAGAUCAAAAGCGGCGAAAUUAAAAGUUUGCAGGCCGAGUUGGAUACUUUGGCAGCAACACUUAAACAAUUAGAGAACCAAAAAGGGGAAGCCCAAAAAAGACUCAACGAUCUCAAAGCACAGAACACACAGGUGGAUGGUGAAAUAGAAUCGUUCAAAAUACAAACAGAGGACCAAGCAGAACAGGUUGAUAAACUAAGGAUUCAAGCAGCAGAACAAGCAGAAAUGGUGAAAGCACAAGAAACCGAAUUGAACACAAAAAAAGAACAACUAGAAGGUCUUCGCAUAGAAGAGCAACGUUUGGAGAAACAGAAAGCUGAUAGCAUAAAAAAGCUGGAAAAUUUGAAUUCCAAUUUACAAGAAACCCAAAUCAGUAUUAGCCAGGCGAAGGCGUUGAUAACUCAAUUACAAGAACAGACGAGGCAGAUGAAUGAUGCGAUUUCCGCUUGCGAUAUGGCUAUUGAAUCUGGAGACACAUCUCAAGUUGCUGAUGCUACACUAAAGAUCAAGCCGGAAUUCAGAGAUUCGGAAUACAAGAAAAUGAUUUACAUCAAUGACGAUAGCAAACGACAGAACGGAUUCAACGAUGAUCCGUUUGGCUGUCCAAACGGCCACACCACUGGCUUCACGGAUGAUCCGUUUCAGAGCGGUGCAUUCCCCAAUGAACCAUUCAAAGCUGAAUUUCCAGAUAACGGUUUCGGCUCCGAUCUAUUUGAAGGAUCAUUUUCUUCAACGACACGACCAAAUGAUCCGUUCAGUGCUUUCGGCGAUUCAUCUAAUGCUACAGAAAAUCCCUCUACAAUAGAGGCCAACAGCGAAGACAAGGACCCGUUCGGUUGCGACCCGUUCGCCGUCUUGCACGCCCCCCCGCGGGCAGCUUCGACGGCCCCCGGCCGCCCCGCCAGCCCCAGCCCCGCGCUGCCCCCCAAAAAGAGCAAGAACCCGCCGCCGCGACCCGCCCCGCCGCGCCCCCUCGCGCCGCCCAAUGCGAGGAAGCAGGCGCAGGACGCGUUCGACGCGGAGCCGUUCGGGGGUAGCGGUGGGGGGUUUGCCGAUUUCGCCGAUUUUGACGCUAAGUUCUCCGAUAAGACCACCUCUAAGGUCCAAGCACAAUCUUCCAAAGGUCUAGAGUUCACAGACGACCCCUUCCGAGAUUACCGAUACGCGGACCCGUUCGACUUCAGCUUCGACGACGAGCCCGAAAAACCAGCCGACUCCACAGACUCAAAGUUCGAUCCGUUCGGAUUGGAAGGCAGGCAGUCCGUGCCCCUGCCGGCGACCGAUCCGUUCGUCGCGAGCGGUAGGGCUUCGGCGCCUAUCAGUGGAGCCCUGAACGAAGACCAGCAGCUCGCGUGGGCUGCGAGAGAGAGCCUCCGGUUCGAGGAGGAUCGACAGCUGAGACAGGUUCAAGAACAGGCAGAUUUGGAGUUGGCGAUCAGUUUGAGUAAAGCUGAAAGCGGCAAGGUUUGAUGAUGCCGAGCAAAAGGUGAUCUUGUUUUUGAUAGGACGUUUGUGGGAGGUGGAGAGGGGUCGGAAUGAGAACUCACCGUUUGUAUUGCUCACCAGGUGGCGCUACUGAAACUCAAGAUAUACUUCUUCUUUCAGUCUCUUCGUUACAGUACAAGUUAGGUUAUCUUCUUAUUUGCUAAUGUGAAGAAUACGAUUGGCUUAUUCCAAACCACUGACAUAACAACUAUCUAGACCGCUAUAUGUCAUAUUAUCUCAGCCACUCGAAAAUCUUGGGUAAAUUGCUCGCCUGAAAAUGCUUCUGCUCAAUGCGCAAGAACCCUCAAACUGUCGUUCGUGCAGGCGAGAAAUGCUUCUUGGUGUUCGGAAACAUGAAUAAGAGUAAGAUAAUAUAUGACAGGUCGUUAAUGCGUCUAGAUAGUAGUUUAUGUAGGUAUUCCAAACUCGCGAUCUGUCAUGGAAAAUUUAUAGGUUGAGUAACUUAUUUCAUAUGGUACAAAAAAUACAACCUGAUUCGAUAAUCACCUGCUUAUAUAAUUUUUUGGUUGAAAAAAUGUAAAAGACAGGGGCCUUAUUAUUGAAUCAAGGGAACUAGUCCGCCGAAAGAAGAGGCGUGUCCCUCACUUUAGUAACAAAUUAUUUCGUUCCCCGCUGCUUCUCUCGAUAGAUAGCAAGAGAAACAGGUACUCUGUUCCGUCUCCUCUCGUAAUCCACCGAAAGAAGCAAUGGAAAGUGACAUUGUGAACAUUUUAUACCAAGCAUUCCCUCGAUUCAAAAAUAAGGCUUCUGGUCAAUCCAGCAAUACUUACUUGGGAAUUUUCGAUCUUAACAGAUACCUCAUGCUCAAUGGCGCCUACUGGUGGAAGUGAAGAUAUUUACUCUCAUUUGAUGGCAACGACUCACCAUUGCUGUCUUCAUUUUAUAUAAUUUCUUUGAAGGUCAGUGGCAAACAGUUUUGUGAUUCUGGUCACUCUUACAAUGUUCCGUUCGGAUGAAUUGUAUCAGUAAAAUCGAAACUCUUAACAUGAAGAAUGUUAGGGAAAAAGUCUUCUGAAGGGUUUCUCAAAAUGAAAAUUUUACUGAGAAUAAUCCGUUUUCAAAAUAAUGUUUGACAUUCGACAAAUCCAGAGAAGUCUUGACAGUUGACAAAGAUUAACUUUUGCAUUGUCAUUCUGGUUUAUUUCUUUGCAUUUUCAGUCUCGUUUUAUUGGGUAUAGGAAGGGGUAAGGUUGGAGGCUCAAUAAAACGCAAGGUAACAAUCCAAAACGAUUUCAUCGAAUCUGUAAUCAAACAUCGAAUUAUUGCGAUUCAAAAGAGUCAAUUCCAAACACAAUAAAGUGUAGGUUUUUCCACUGGUAUCACUUAUUAAAUGAACAUAUCCAUUAUACAGAAAUGGUUGACUUAUCCAGAAUUUGAGAUUAUUGCCUACUUUUCACUGUCAUGAUUUUUUCCUAGUUUUGUUGAAUAUGAAACAUUCAGUUCUCUUCGAGUGACCUAAGCGAUAUCAAAAAACGUUUUUGAACGUGACGUUACUGAUUUUGAUGGAUUGUGGUGUAUAUGAAGGCAGUAAAAUGCCUAUUGCCUUACGCGAAAAGGGUUAUCGUUCAGGCCGCUCUGGCCAAGGCAAGAUGAUUUCGAGGUUGUGAAAACGCAGUGUUCAUGUAACUGCCGCGAAACAUUAUUUUGUUGGACUCAGUUGAGACUUCAAACUGCUUGUUUACGUCCGGUUGCAUAAAAAAUUAUAGAAUUCGCAAUAAUAAAUAAAAAGAUUUAGCUCACGACAGAUGUAGCGAGUAGGAACGAUGGUGUCAAUAUUAUGGCACCAAUGUGGCAAAUUUGCAGACUAACCGGUAGGCUAAAUGGCGGACCAUUAUUCCGAAAGUGCUUGCAUCUGUCGUGUUGUUCGCGACUUGGAGAAAAAUAUUGAAGCCUCAAUCAGUACGCUGGUGUACACAGUGGACUCGGUUCAUCAUUAGGAAAAGAAAUAGGUUAAUAAUAAGAAGAAAAAGAUUUGAAAAGAUCCUAGGAACUCUGGAGUUGACAAGCCUCGAAAUUCAUUUAUUCACCAUAUUUUUCUAAUACAAAGACAAUGUGUACCAUAACAUCUCAAGCCGUGCUCCUUACAAUGAGAAAUCUCCGAGGUGAACCCAGUUGGGCUAGGGGUGAUUUCAGAAAGAUGGCACUGAUGAAAAUUGUUAGGUUGAGAAGGGAAAAUAAAAAACAAAAAUUCUCUUCCGAAUUCCGUCGCUCUGGACCGCGUUCUCUAUCUACAUAUAUACAUAAGGCACGCCCCGAAAUGUUGACAAGCCAUUGUUUUGCUCACUGAGCUACAGAAGUCACGAAUUAUAUUGUUAUAUGGAAAUAAUUCUGCCGAAAGUCAUGUCUACAAUGUAGAAUUCAGAUUCCCUUUUGAAAAUGGACUAUUUCCUUCAUUUCAGUUGACAACUUGUCUAGUUUAUAAUCUUGAGUAUUACUGGUAUUGAUGUCCUGAGCUGUGUAAUAAUAAAUAGUAGGAAAUAAUGAUGUUACUUGAACUAAAACGUUCUACACCGGUAUUCAAUUUAUUGAAUGAGUUUAUGGAGCAUAUUUGCACUGGAAUCCGAUGUAUAUUGAAAUUAUUUCUAGAAAAAUGUCUGCCACAAUUCGAACAGAAAAUAAAAAUGGAAUAGGCUGUGUUAGGACACGUAAAUGUUUGUCUUUGCCACGUUUCCUUGUAAUGGUGCAAGUUCUAUAGGGUCAAUUUGGUUUCAGAUAAAAGCUUGUUGUGCAUUUCAACAUGAAAAUGGUUCAUUCAAAUAUCAUUAUAAAUAAAGGUCACAAAGUUAUAGAAACCUAGUUGGAAAGCAUAUGAAAAUGUGUUCACUAAAUUCAAGAAGAUGAGCUUGGACUUUCUUUUUUAUUAUGCCCAUGUAUCAUCAUUUUCGUGAGCUUGAAACAUAUCAAUUAGUUGAAUUCGCCAAUGUUCCCACACUUUUUAUUAUGGUUUUCAAUUCAUAGUCUUGUUAGACAAAAUACUCUUAUGUCAUAAUGUCAUAAUUAUGAUCUAAACUCGUUAUACUCUUCUACAAAAUGAUGAAUGCUUGAUCCAUAAUGUUGAGAACAAUUAUUCUUAUGUGGUUUUUACUUUACAAUUUUUGCAUACUUCUGAUAUUAAAUAAGCUUGAUAAUUUAUUUUAUUUAUUAUAAGUAGGUCACUGAUUGAUUGUCCGAAUAAUCUGUUUGAGAAGUAAUAUGUUUUUAUUACACAAGUGACGUAGUGAGUGUUCACUCUUAGGUUGAUAUUUUCUAAUUCAGGAUACCAAGAGAAUAAAUAUAUAUUUUAUGUUAGUAACUUUUGACUGUAUGUAGAAUGUUUCUUUUGUAUAUUAUUAGUUAUGUAAAUAUUUUGUAAACUUGAAUAUAUUCGUUAUUGUUUUUGUGUUAAACUCAUUUGUUACAUCUUAACGAAAAAUCUUCCAUUUUAUGUAAGCAUUUGUUACUGAAUAAAGUUAUCUUCACCACGUUAAUUCCC
This is a messenger RNA of Phaedon cochleariae (mustard beetle), 6252 nucleotides long. Lineage: Eukaryota; Metazoa; Arthropoda; Insecta; Coleoptera; Chrysomelidae. The record is from the annotation of a GenBank genome assembly.